Molecule: messenger RNA, 3259 nt
Organism: Drosophila rhopaloa
Lineage: Eukaryota; Metazoa; Arthropoda; Insecta; Diptera; Drosophilidae
Product: PHD finger protein 14
Exons: 2
Coding region: 114-3107 (997 amino acids)
Biological process (GO): regulation of transcription by RNA polymerase II
Source: RefSeq, a predicted model, not a curated record
AAGCACAGACCACCUCUAGUGGCGACCUAUCGACUAGUCGAUAUUUUUCAGUCUCGGGUGCCAAGGAGAAUUGCGGAAAUAAUUGCGGAUAAACCCGAGAUUGCUGCUGAAUCAUGAAGCGAGCGCGUCAGCCGAAGAUCACCACCCAGGCCCUGCUCGAUUUUGACCUAGGCGAGAGUUCCUCGGACAGUGAUUUCCUGCCGGACAUCGACAAUUGCUCGGACGGUUCGAAGGACGAGAGCGAUGGCGACGCCAGCAGCGACGCGAGCAGCAGCUCGGAUUCUGGGUCGGAUUCGGAUGCAGAGAGCGAGGACUCGACGCUACAGCUGCGCCAAUUGCUGGCCGAAACGGAGCCGUCGCCCAUGGCGAACGGGAUCAACGGAGUAGACCACGAAGGAGCACCUGCACUAGGUGGGGGCGUCAUUCGACCCCCGCUUCAGCUAUCCAGUGCUCCGGCCAAGCGGAUGUGCUGCGUCUGCCUGGGCGAGCGAAGCGACGACGUCAACGAAAUCGUGGAGUGCGACUCCUGCGGCGUGUCAGUGCACGAGGGAUGCUACGGCGUCAGUGACAACGUGAGCAUUUCCAGUACCAACUCCACCUGCUCCACGGAACCGUGGUUCUGCGAGGCCUGUCGCGCAGGAGUCUCGGAGCCUGACUGCGAGCUGUGCCCCAACAAAGGCGGCAUCUACAAGGAGACUGAUGUGGGCAAGUGGGUGCACCUGAUCUGCGCCCUGUAUGUACCCGGCGUGGCCUUCGGCGAAGUGGAGCAGCUGUCAUCGGUGACGCUGUUCGAGAUGCAGUACAGCAAGUGGGGCGCCAAGGUCUGUUCGCUCUGUGAGAAUUCUCUGUUCGCUCGAUCAGGUGUUUGCAUUGGCUGCGAUGCAGGCAUGUGCAAGACCUACUUCCACGUGACCUGCGCCCAGGUGGCCGGCUUCCUCAUCGAGGCGCACCACGAAGACGAUGCUGCCGAUCCCUUCUACGCUCACUGCAAGGUCCACUCCGAGAAGGAAAUGAUUAAGAAGCGGCGACGCAACUACCAUACAUUACGGCUCAACAUGUUCCAGCGGGCCAGGGAAAAGGAGGCAACAUCUGGCGACACCGAGGCCUCGACCCCUCAUCCGAAUCCAGCCCAGGCGCGCAUUCAGCGCAAACUUCUCAAGAUCCAGCACAAGUACGCCCGGCACAAGGAGCUUAAGCCGACGCCGUGGGUGCCGACUCAGAAAAUGUCUCGCCUUCUGACCACUUCGGCCUCGGCCUGCCGUCGCCUGUUGGCCAAGGCAGAGAUCAUGUCCGUGGAUGUGCAGCAUCUGGAGCAGAGAGAGGCGCAUAUCAACGCAUUGACAGACAUCCGGAAAAAGUGGCACAUUGCGCCAGCGUUCAGUGUUGAGUUCACUGCCUACUACAUGGACCGCAUAGUUCGAAUGGAGGACUUUCGGCUGCAGCAGCGGCAGCUUAUCUCGCACAAUGCUGUGCUGUCUAAGGACCAAGACGUACUAAGGGCUCAAUAUGACACUGCUUUGGAGGAGCGCAAGGCGGUGAAGGCCACUAAGGAUUCCCUACUAACAAGCAUUAAGAGUUUGCACUCUACUCUGGCGCAAAUUGCACCCAAUAUGACUUUACCCAGCGUGGAGCUCAUAGCACGUCCACUGCCCGAGGCGCCGCCCAAGACGAGCACACCCACUCCACCCCAGCGACCCAUCUCGGUGCCCACAGCAGCUGCCUUGAAAAUGGGCGUGGGCUUUCCGUUGGGCCACCUGGGUCCGCCGGGCAGUAAACUUGACUCUUCGCGCAUGCUCAGCACUCAGGCGAAACAGGGAAAGCACAGCAGUUCUUCGACUACCGUGGAUGCCGCCCCUUCGGUGGCUUGCGGCAUCUGCAAGCGGAGCAAGGAUCAGCACUUGCUGGUCAAAUGCGACACCUGCAACCUGCACUACCAUCUGGGCUGCCUGAAUCCGCCGCUUACGCGUCCGCCAAAGAAAUCCAAGCUGUAUGGCUGGCAGUGCUCUGAGUGUUGCGACAAGUCGGAAGGUUCAGAUGCCGUCACGGAGAUCUCCUCGGGCCCAAGAAAGUCCCGCACUCGCUUCAACAAGGAUGGCCACCUGGUCUAUGUGGAUCGAUAUUCGCUGGACGAUGUACCAGUUGCCGCUGCCUUCGGUUCCAAGGAGGUGCCGGCCAAGCGGGCGCUGAACAAAUCCCUGCCAGCCACUGCCUCAGAGUUUAUCGAGGAUCUGACGAAGUCGCCGAAACGUUCAAAACUGCAAUCGCCUUGUAAAACACCUACCAAAGUUCCUACUGCUAAUGCCACGCCCACCCCAGCGGCUGUUCCUGCGUUGCCCACGCCCAAUGCUGGCACUUUGAAUCUAUCCGGCUGCGAGGACUCCAUCGACGACUCCAGCGGAAAACUAUCCCGCAAGGGGAAACGCAAGGACAAGCACAAGAACAAGCACAACCUGUCUUCGGAUACGGAGAAAUCCAUCGGCAAGGAGCACAAGCGGAAGAGAAAAAAGCGAGCACAUCUCGAUGAGUCGUCGUCUCACCUAGACAACGUGGCCAACUCUUCGGGCAGCACCAUCAAGAUCAUCUUCAAGGCCCUGCGAUUGCCGGGCGAGGAUGCGCCUGAGUCUCAGUACUUUUACGUGCCGGCCAAUGCUGUGCGCUCUGUGGACGAGGCUUCGCGUCCCACUUCGGUCGAAACUGUGGAGGACAGUGUCCAGGGAGCGGAGCAGGCCUUGGCCCCCAUUGUGCUGCCGGCAACGUCGCCGCAAAAGGUUCGGGAGCCCAAGGAGGCGCCUGUCACUCCCGCCAUCGUCACUGCCACCGCCACCCCGUCGCCCAAGCGGAAGGUCAGCCCGCGAAAGCCAAGUCCCCGGAAGCCGCGCGUGGGACGCCCUCGAGUGUCCAACACCAAGCCGAAUGUGGAGAUUAGCUGCUGCGUGUGCAGCCAGACUGGGAAGUCCAACCAGGUAGUGACCUGCGACGAGUGCCACCGGCACUACCACUUUGCCUGCCUGGAUCCGCCGCUCAAGAAAUCUCCCAAGAUACGCGGCUACUCCUGGCACUGCGCCGACUGCGAUCCCACGGACGAGGAUGCACUGCCCAAGAAAUAGAAACUAAUACUACUUAGCAUAGGUUUUUUACUAUUUUAAGACAAAAUAUCUUGAUAGACCUUGCGAUAUUUACAACAGAUAAAAUUGAAUGUAACACAAACAAUUUCUCAAAUAUUAUAAUAAAAAACAUUAAAGAAUUAUUAAUUUGUGAA